GUCAACACCAAAGCAUCGCUGCAAAACAGGGGUCUGUGGAACCCUGGUGGAGAUUAGGCCUGUGGGGCUGGGCCAGUUAGGGGCUGGGAUAAACUGGGGGGAGCUCGGUGCAGCCUUUGCUCUUUCCUUCCUUCCCCGGAGGGCUGCACUGCCCCGAGCCUGGGCAGGGUCCAGUCUCCCUGGAGCUGUGGGAUCAGGAGGGACCAGUCUCCUUGGAGCUGUGGGAUCAGGAGGGACCAGUCUCCCUAGAGUUGUGGGAUCAGGAGGGAACAACCUUCCUGGAGCUGCGGGAUAGGAAGGGACCAGUCCCCCCCCGAGUUGCAGGAUCAGGAGGGAUCAGCCUUCCCGGAGCUGUGGGAUAAGAAGGGACCAGUCCCCCCCGGAGCUGCGGGAUCAGGAGGGAUCAGCCUUCCCGGAGCUGCGGGAUCGGGAGGUCCAGCAGCCAUGCAGCCCCCGGGCCGGGUGCGGAGCCUGUCGCUGCAGCUGGAGGCCGGGGCUGCGUGCGGUGCCCACGGCAGCGGGGAGCUGCUGCGGGGCCGGGUGCGGCUGGAGCUGCGGGGCUCGCUGCGGCUGCGGGCGCUGGAGGUGCUGGCGCGGGGCCGCGCCGCCGCGCACUGGCUGGAGAGCCGCAGCGUGGGGCUCAACACCGUCUACCGGGACUACUCUGCCCACCAGACCUUCCUCCACCGCCGCUGCCAGCUCAUCCCCGACAAUGGUGAAGUCACCGUCCUGCAGGCAGGAAGGCACGAGUUCCCCUUCACCUUCCAGCUCCCCGAGAGCCUGGCGACCUCCUUUGAGGGGAAGCACGGCAGCGUGCGCUACUGGGUGAAGGCCAAGCUGCGCAGGCCCUGGGCACCCGUGAAGAAGGUGAAGAAGGAGUUCACCGUGAUCGAGCCCAUCGACAUCAACACGCCCGCGCUCCUGGCUCCCCAGGCAGGUGCUAAGGAGAAACUUGCUCGUGCCUGGUACUGCAACCGUGGCCAGGUUUCUGUGACUGCCAAGAUUGACCGAAAAGGCUACACCCCAGGUGAGGUCAUCCCCAUCUUUGCUGAGAUCGACAACGGCACGAGCCGAGCGGUGCUGCCCAAGGUGGCCAUUGUCCAGACUCAGACCUUCAUCGCUCGGGGCACCAAGAAGCAGAAGAGGUCGGUGGUGACCAGCAUUGCUGGGGACCCCGUUGCCGCGGGGAAGCGGGAAGUGUGGCACGGGCGGGCGCUGAAGAUCCCGCCAGUGGGUCCGUCCAUCCUCCAGUGCCGCAUCAUCCAGGUGGAAUAUUCCCUGAAGGUUUGUGUGGAUAUUCCUGGGACAUCCAAGCUGCUCCUUGAACUGCCGCUUGUCAUCGGAACCAUCCCGCUGCACCCGUUCGGGAGCCGCACGUCCAGCGUCAGCAGCCAGUUCAGCAUCAACCUGGACUGGCUGAGCCCCAUCCCGGAGCAGCCAGAGGCUCCCCCUGAAUACUCAGCAGUCGUGUCCAGCCCAGAGGUUGAGCAGACCCUGGCUCCUCCGUGCCGCAGCCAACUCGGCGACGUCCUGGAAGGUCCCUUCUUUGCCUACAUCCAGGAGUUUCGCUUUCGGCCACCUCCGCUGUACUCGGAGAUCGACCCCAACCCUCCUUCAGCCAACAUCCGUCCGCGCUGCAUGACCUGUUGAGGGAGGCGCUCGGGAUGCGGUUGGUGGUGAUCCCUUGGGAUGCAGCUGGCACCCUCGCAGCACGUCGGGCUGGAAAUGGAUACACAGCAGCCAUGAGCCUGGAGCUCCUGCAGUGACCCCCAGCUCCACUCACUGCCCUUGGCUGCUCCUGGGAAUGUCCCACUGAGCGUGGUCUGAGGGGCUCGUGUGUGGAAGGAGAAGACGCGAGACCCCGCGGCGCGGAGCGGCUCCUUGGGCAGGACACGGGGGGCAGUGACCCCAGGGUUUGGGGGCACAAAGGGGGGAUGUUUGCUCUCCCCUUGCCUGCUGUGGCCUGCGGGCAACUCCUGUCCUGGAAAACAGGAGCUUGGAGGGAUUUCUUCAAGCUUCUCGAGAGUAAUUUAAUCUUGCUGAGGUUUGAGCCCCAUGGGGAUGCAGGUGCAGCCCUUCUCCUGCAGCAGCUCCCUGGGAUUGAAGUUCCCUGAGGAAGUCAAAGGCCUUUUUCUGUCCGGAUGAAGCAGAGACUUCAGCCACUGUUGAUAAUCUUUGCCACAAGCCUGGUGAUGCCUGCAGGGGGAAUGGUUUGGGGUAGUCUGCCAAAACUCAGGGCUUCUGUGGGCUGUUACCAGGGCAGAGGACUUGGGGGGAAGGGUUUAUGAUCCCUGGCAGCAUUUUGGUGGCAUUUACCAAGAACAGAAAAGCUGGUUCCUGUGCAUCCCCAGGCCUCCCCAGUGUGCUGAGCUGUCCACCACAACGGAGCUGAAAACCCACCCCCCAAACCACAGUAUCACCAUGGAGGGGUUGGAACCGUUGCUCUGGCACCUCCUUGGUGGCCUAGGAGAUGGGAAGGAAGCUUGGUCAGAAGCUGGUGGCAGCCAGCAAUGCUGAUGGGAGGUGUGUGGAUUUGAAAUGAGUCCUUCAGGUCCAGGAGUCCAGCCCAGCAUGAGCUUGAUCCUGUGCCCGUAGAGAGGUCGGUGACCCCGGUGUGGUGGGGCCACGCCAGCAACUUGUGCUCACUGGUGUGGGAACUGAGAAAAGAGCGUGUGUGCUGGGGGCUGACCCUGCCCUUUCCAGCACAGAGCAGAGUUUGGGUGCUGAGGACCUUUGCAUUCCCUCCCUGAGACAAUCCUCCCCGUGCACGACCAACGCCGAGCGUGCCAGGGCCGCGCUCUGCUCCCUGAGGGUUGCUCAGAUGAUUUUUAAUUUUUUUCCUUCUGUUUGUACCUGUGAACACUUUUGUAAUGACCACUCUCUGAUGAAGUCUUUUUUUUUUUUUUCUACCACUGUUUUGUUGGGGAAUUUUUCUUUGAAAUAAAUUCUUUCAACCCA
Molecule: messenger RNA, 2958 nt
Organism: Apus apus (common swift)
Lineage: Eukaryota; Metazoa; Chordata; Aves; Apodiformes; Apodidae
Gene: ARRDC2
Product: arrestin domain containing 2
Exons: 9
Coding region: 445-1650 (401 amino acids)
Biological process (GO): protein transport
Cellular component (GO): cytoplasm; plasma membrane
Source: RefSeq, a predicted model, not a curated record